UUCGAAAAUAUACACACUGCAAAAAUAUUUCUACAAAACGCAAUCUGAAAAGAGACGAGAGAGAGAAUAGUUUCGCCCGAGCGAAACGUCGCUGUUUUUCGCAGUGUGUGCAAUAAUUUUUUUAAAAAAUAGAAAAAUUAUCCUUAGAUCACCAUUAAACUGUAUAUAAAGUUUUCACAUCUCGAUUCGUAAAGGACAAAUAACUAUUGUCCCGAAAAAUUAAAACAAAAUUAUUGGUGGUAUCCGUCGUGUCGGUCAUUUUCUUGUUCUCGGGAAUAAAAGGCAAAAAGAAAAAAAAACCGAAAUAUUCGUCCUUCGCGUCAAAACUCGAUCAUAAAUGUUUUAGAAAAAAGAAAAGUAAAAUAUCUUCGUAUUCAUUAAAAAACACGAAAAAAAGGACUUACAAUGUCUUCAACUAGUGAGCAGAACAACAACUGUGAUGUGCAUUUGCAUGCAGAAAUCGAAGUACUGAAGCAGGCUCUCGUCGAGAAACAAUCCGAAUUAAUUGCCAUGGAGACAGCAUGCUUGCGGGAGUCCGACCGACAAGUUGAACUUGAAGAUAGUAUCAUAGCGUGGCAGGAUAAAUACGAUCGAUUGUAUGAGUCACACAAACGUGUGCAAAAGGUAAAUCAGACAUUGGAGGACAAGCUGCUGAAGCUGGUCGACCGGAACUCGGGGGAACGGGCGCAGUUGACCAGCGAUGUGGCCACGUUGAGCGUUCGACUAGCACAAGCCAACUACAACAUAGCAAAAUUGCAAAGGGAAAUCGAACGUUACAAAGCGGAUAUAAAUUUGGCCAUCCAACUACUGCAAUGCAAGCCGGACAGUUUUGUCCCUCAAAAAGUAUCCUCGCUUCCAAUCGAUAUCCAAUCGAAGGUUUCAUCGUACAUGAGACUAGAAACGAAUUCACAUUCCGAUUCAGAGGGCAGCACCAGCGGAGUCGGUGUUGCAACAUCGGGUUCCUACAAAGUACUUCCAGCCUCGGACUCACCACCUCCAGCAUGCCCCUUCCCGCCAACCGCAAUGGUAUACUCAAUGAGGGGUCUCGGUAAGUAUGCCAGCAACUCCAACAACAGCAAUACCAAUAGUUCUAACAACCUGAACAACAACAACAAUAAUGACAAUGUCAAUACUAAUAACUCUGAUCAAAUGAUUUCACCAUCAACUAUGGCCAAGUUUCUCGAAGACGAACUCAAAGCAAAUGAAGUCAAACAUUGUGAUACAUGCCAGUGUUCAACAAAAGAUCUAACCGUCUUGGCCGAUGUACAAAGGUCAUACGCAGUUGCCACACAAACACCCCUGCACGGCGAAACCAAUUCCUCAUUAUGUCUGCGCUGCAAUAGUAACUUGAAUUCGCCGUCAAGAACAAACAGUCCUUACAUCAUGAAACUAGUCAAGUCGAGCGAUUCUGUGAUAUCCGAAACCAAGAGUAGCGUUUCCGACCUAAAUGACUGCGACAAGCUCUUUACACCGGCCAAGCGUGACGAUCUAAUGGUAAACCCUAUAUUGGGCCACCAUCGAUUGUGCGAUCGAACAGCCAGUAAGUAUGCAAGCCUUUUGCAACAACAGCAGCAGCAUCAGCAGAAUCUUUAUACUGACACUGCCAAAUAUGUGUUGGAAAAUAAUCGGAAGUUCGCCGAGACUUGUGAUCUGAUCGAUCUGCGGAAAUAUAGUGAUAAAUCUCCUGGUAAGCAAGGGACAGUGGCGACGACUACGACGACGGUGGCGAAUACGACGACGACGGCAGUCAGUUGUGAUAUUAGUAAAACGGCAACGUGUGGCACUGCCACCAAGGAGCAGGCUCCGACGUUAAGCAGGAAAAUUGAGACUCCUGAUGAGAUGAGACUUAGUAGCAGUAGUGGAAAUGUACAGGGUAAACUCUUAGAGACUAGCGAUGAGAUGGAGAAGAAGAAUGAUGAUACGGACAAGAGCAAUCUGCGAUCAGGCAUGUCAGGUAGUAUGAACAGUGUUUGGAGCAAGACGAGCAGCUGUGAAGGAGCGAAAAUGUUUGAGAACUUCAACAGAAAUCUUAUUAAGACUAUAAAGGCUGAAAAUCCCAAAUACCGUGGUCCUCGUUUGUGUGCCAUGCGUAUCCAACAAAAUGGCCAAAGCAACAUUCUCCUCGACAACAUGGAAUCCCCAGCCGAAGCAACGCCAAUAAUCUACACUCGACGGCAACGUUUCCUCGACGAAGAGCUCGACGACACAAAGGAUAUAAUCACAUCCAAGAUAUCAAUGGUGAUGACAAAUCAAACACAAGUAGACGUUGUAGUCACAAGCAACGGUAAUGCAUCAACCGAAGCUGCCACCACGAUCGCCAAGCGGAUGAGCAAUGACAAGCUACAGCAAAGCUGUGAGCUUAUCAAUUCCUCAUCUGAAAAUAAUAUUAAUUGUAAAAUGGACCUUAGCAGUAGCAACAAUAAUUUAAGCAUAGACCUAAUUAACGAUACCACACCGCUGUUAAGCGUUACCCAUAGCAAUAAUAAUAAUCCGCAGCCAUCACAAUCACAGCAACCACAGCAGUUAAUGUCACCUUCGGAAGUCAACAUUGACCGACAACUAACCAAUAGUUAUUUGGAACAGCAAUUUAAGAAUCUCGUGACUACGGAACAGCAGCAGCAACUACUCAAGGCCUCGCUCAACUAUGACAUGCUGCAUCUAAACGACACAAAUAAUUGCAAGGCGUCUGUCAAUUCGAAAUCUUGCACCCAAUCGAGCUCGAUAAGUGAUGCCAUUGAUCUGCAGGAGAGUGUGCUUCUGCGACGCCAGCAGCUGAACCGGGUUGCCGAAUGGGUGCAACAUAAUUCCCAGUUGGAACAGCAACAACCGAUUAACGAUCACAGUGAGACAUACGCUUCCAUGGAGAAGCUCUCAAUGGAUUCUGGAUACAAAACAGUCCACCAGCAACCACAAGCAUCACAGCCACAAAACCACCAUCAGCAGGAACCAUUAAAUAUGCCACUGGCCAUCAGCAGCAAGAUAACACCAAGUGCCACAAGUACCUUUCAAUCUGAGGAGAACCCCAAGCACGGUUACCGGCAUUUAGAUAACUUCCAGACACCAGAAUCUAAGCUCCAUUAUAUAAAUGGCAAUGACAAUGGCAAUGGGAACGGAAGUGGUAAUGGAAAUGGUAACCAGCAGCAAUCACUUCAUGAAGUCGUUUAUAAUUACAAAUACGCCAAAGAUCCUGAAAAUAACUCAAAUAAGCCUGUCGACAUUGCUCAAAUGGAAUACAAUGUUAAGCAAUUCCUAUUAAAACAGAACGAAUGGUCGAUGCGCAGUACGAAAAACCACUCGACUGCGACAUCUUCUAAUUUCAGUAACACUCCAAGUCAAACACCAAAAAUGCCAGGUAGCGCCAUUCCAGUUAUGACAAAUGGUGAAUUAACAAGAUACAGGCACCAGCAACAACAACAACAACAACAGCAGCAGCAAGCAAUGCGUAUGGCACCACAUCGGACUGAAACAAAUUUGUAAAUGUCUUAAUAAACAUACAAAAUUUUAAGUUUACUUUUUACUUUUAUUUUUUGUUUUUAAUUUUUAAAUGACGUCCCUAAAUUGAAGUUUUGUAUAUAAGGACUUCUCUUAAAUGCGCUUUAUUUAAAAAAAGAAAAAUGAAGAAGCUUUUGCAUUGAUGUCGAUUAACGUCCUUUUACUCCUCGUCUAUUUGAGGAUUAAUAAUUCAAAAAUGGUACAGGAGUGGAGUUCAAAAUAAUUUUAACAAUUUUUUUUAAUGUAACAUGUUCUUUCAUUUUGUAACGAUUUAAAAAAAUUGAAAUAAGAGUCAGAGUCAAGAACCAACCUUUAAAUUUAAUUUAUAGUGGCAACGUCUCGCGAUAUUCAUCCACAGCAUGUGAUUCUUUUGACGUAUUUUUAAAAAUCUUUGCAAAAGCGGCCUUUUGUGUAGCCUCUCAGCAAAAUUUAACGGUGUGAAUUUAAGCUACCGUGAAACUUGGGAUGCAAUAUCGUCAAAAUCAUGAUUUUUAAUGGACUUCAAACAAUUAGAUCCGUAAAAUCUUCAGAAACACUUGAAGUAGCAAUACUUUCAACUGAGUGUGUAUAAGAAUGUUACAUAUUGCACAGGCCUUGCAACAUCAGUUACACUUAAACUCAUAAUAAUAAUAAUUCUUCACAACUUUACCGAUUGUUUGCGUAAACAUUGAGUAAGGUCAGAAAAGUGGCUAAUUUUCAUUAUCGUAAAUGGCAAACAUUUAACAAAUUUUACUACAAUUUGUAUGACAGCUAAGCUUAAGAGGUAUCAAAAAGGAGGUGUAGCCACGAAACGAAUGACCUCCCCUCACUAUUUUUAAAAAGCUUCUAAAACUUUUAACUUUAGAAAAAAAUAUUUAAAAAUAAAAAACCUUCAACUUCUCUGUGAAAAAAUUAAAUAAAUUAUUAUGCGUAAAAUCAAUGAAAUAUUAAUUUUUAAAACAAUUCUGAAAUGAUUGAUAUCUUAAAAAAAACAUUGCAAUCAGUUUCACUUCAACUCAUAUUAAAAUUCUUCACAAAUUUUACCGAUUUUUUGCGUAUCUUUGGUCGAAUAUGACGACCGUAAACAUUGAGUAAGGUCUGAAAAGUGGCUAAUUUUAAUUAUCGUAAAUUGCAAACAUUUAACAAAUUUUAUUACAGUCACGAAACGAAUAACCUCCGUUCACUGUUUUUAAAAAGCUUCUAAAACUUUUAACUUCAGAAAAAAAUAUUUAAAAAUAAAAAAACCUUCACAUUCAAAAAAUUAAAUAAAUUAUUAUGCGUAAAAUCAAUGAAAUAUUAAUUUAUUAAUUUUUAAAACAAUUCUGAAAUGAUUUUUUGAAAAUGAUUGAUAUCUUGAAAAACAUUGACUAAUAUUUAGUAAUUUAAAUAAUGACGUAUUUUCGGAGUUCAAGCAGUCCAAACCACCAUCGAACUCUUUGAAAUUGAUGAAUAUUUUUCGAAAUUAAAAAAUAAAUAUUUAGACUGACAUUUUCGUUUAAAACCAAAAAUCAUAUAAAAUAUCAUAAUUCUGCCUAAAACUGCCCAUCAAUAAAUUUAUGUUUCAAACAAAAAAAUAUUUCUUUUUCUUAAACAUUUAUUUAAAGUGAUGAUUGAUAAUUAUUUUUUAACAGCUCAAAAAUAUAUUUAAAAUAUUCAUUGACAACUUAUAGUCAAUAAAACAACUCUUAUUUAUUUCAAAACUCCUUAAACCUUGCAACAUGGUUUAGGAUAAUUUAUUUACCUUUAAUCCACCACCACAUACCUGAUAAAAAAAGAUAUUCAUAUCGAAAAACAAA
Eupeodes corollae is the source of this 5267-nucleotide messenger RNA. Its product is annotated as tight junction-associated protein 1. The transcript has 6 exons. NCBI's taxonomy places the organism in Eukaryota, Metazoa, Arthropoda, Insecta, Diptera, Syrphidae. The coding region runs from base 406 to 3477 and encodes 1023 amino acids. The record is from RefSeq and is a predicted model, not a curated record.